Molecule: messenger RNA, 1527 nt
Organism: Fusarium redolens
Lineage: Eukaryota; Fungi; Ascomycota; Sordariomycetes; Hypocreales; Nectriaceae
Exons: 5
Coding region: 1-1527 (508 amino acids)
Molecular function (GO): FAD binding
Source: RefSeq, a predicted model, not a curated record
AUGGCUACCUCAUGUUUUGCUCCUCUCGAUCUCGUGGGCUACUUCGGAUACAGCAUCUUCGGCCAGUACGCCCAGCAGGUGAUCCCAACUCGUCAGACGAGCGCUUGCCAGCAGCUGGUGAACGCAUUCGGAGACAAGACAUCACUGCUAGAUAGCUCAAAGUGUUCUCUUGUACGACAAGAAAACUGGUCCGACGCAUGCCAGUUAUCCCCCGAUUGCAUCUUCGAGCCCACAACAGCAGAAGAAGUUUCAGGCGCCCUACGAAUUCUCGUAUCGACAAGCACCAACUUCGCUGUGCGUAGCGGCGGUCACAUGCCCGUCCCCAAAGCCUCCAAUAUUGACGGCGGUGUCCUUCUUUCACUCAGUCAACUAAAGACACUGGAACUCUCGGAAGAUAAAUCGAUUGCUUCAGUUGGGUCUGGGCAUCGGUGGGGUGAUGUCUACGACUGGCUUUCUUCCUACAAUCUAUGUGUUUCCGGUGGUCGAUAUGAUCCAGUCGGAGUUCCCGGAUUUCUCCUCGGAGGCGGUAUCACAUUCUUUGGAUCCAAGUAUGGAUGGGCGGCCAACAUGAUUGCCAAUAUGGAGGUUGUUCUGGCCAACGGCACAAUUGUCAACGCGAAUGCUACCAUCAAUACAGAUCUCUUCUGGGCCCUGAAAGGAGGAUCUAGUAACUAUGGUAUCGUCACCAGAUUCGAUCUCAAGACCUUUCCCGACACUCCUGUGUAUGGGGGUACUAGUCUGUUUCUGCCCAAUCAUCUAGAUGACUUUGUUCAUGCUAUUGCUGCAUACUCGACUGUUGGAGGCGGUUCCGACGAUGUGGAUGCAUCAUACAAUCCAUCCGUUCAAGUGAACCUCGCUACCAACCAGCUCACCUUGCUCUCUUACUCAAGCCAUCUUGGUACCGAUCCAGAUCCGGCAGCUUUCGCCAACUUCACCAAGAUACCCCUCAUCUGGACGAAUAGCAGUGUUCGAGCGGACUUUUUUAGUCUCGUGGAGGAUACAACCAUGGAGGCUUACCAUGACCGUUCACAUAGGCAACUUUUCUGGGCGACCUCCCUGAAGGCUAGUCCCGAAUCUGUGUACUUGACCAACGAGACAUUCUUCGAGACCAUUGAUAGCAUGCCAGAACUUCGCCAUGCAGCUGGGUUGAGCUUGACAACUACUCCUCAGAUGCUGACGCGGUCGUGGAUCGAUGCAGCAAAGGCCUCUGGCGGAGAUCCCAUGGACAUUGAUUCAGAAGGUGGAAUCAUAGUACAUCUCAUUACCUCUCUUUGGAAAGAGGCUGUCGAUGAUGACCUGGUUUACGAAUUCAGCAAGCGCUGCACCGCAGCUAUCGAUCGAAAGGCCAAGGCCAAAGGCUUGCAUUAUCCUUUUAUGUACCUCAACAACGCUGGCCUUGGACAGAACCCAUUCCAGGUAUAUGGCCAAGGCAAAUCGCUCCCCAAGAUGAAGAAGAUCCGGGAGGUAUAUGAUCCAAAGGGCAUAUUCCAGGAUCUGAUGCCUGGUGGAUUCAAGGUUGGCUACUAA